This is a messenger RNA of Lemur catta (Ring-tailed lemur), 2191 nucleotides long. It is a transcript of the gene MEX3B, whose product is annotated as mex-3 RNA binding family member B. NCBI's taxonomy places the organism in Eukaryota, Metazoa, Chordata, Mammalia, Primates, Lemuridae. The transcript has 2 exons. Gene Ontology annotation, molecular function: RNA binding. Bases 352 to 2151 code for a protein of 599 amino acids. The record is from RefSeq and is a predicted model, not a curated record.
GGGGCUCCUUAAAGAAACGCUGCUGUCGCUCGCCUGCUCGCUUUUCGCUCGGCAUUGUGGCCAGCCAGCCGGGCGCUCGGGGGGCACGCGCGGCCGCCGCUCGAGCUCUGCCCCCACCCCGCCCGCCAGCAGAUCUGGGGUGGGGACCCAGGCGGGGGCUCCUGCAGCCGCUGCCCGGUGCGGACCGCAGGGAGCGACCUACUCCUCCCGGCGCGGAGAAGGGAGCGACGGGGUCCUCUGCAGCCGGCCGGCCUCCCCGCCCCUGACCACCGCUUCCCGGCUGCCUUUGUGGCCGCAGCUUCUCGCCGCCGAGCCGAGGGCCGGCGGGGGCGCGGCGCGCACGGCCGAGCGAUGCCCAGCUCGCUGUUCGCAGACCUGGAGCGCAACGGCAGCGGCGGCGGAGGGGGAGGCGGCGGCGGAGGCGGCGGCGGCGGCGGCGGGGGAGAGACCCUGGAUGACCAAAGAGCCCUGCAGCUCGCGCUCGACCAGCUCUCCCUGCUGGGGCUGGACAGUGACGAGGGCGCCUCUCUGUACGACAGCGAGCCGCGCAAGAAGAGCGUGAACAUGACCGAGUGCGUGCCAGUGCCCAGUUCCGAGCACGUCGCCGAGAUUGUGGGGCGGCAAGGUGGGUCCGGCGGGGACGGGGAGCCGGGGGGUCUGUCUCUCUCUCCCACUCCCUCCCUCGCGCCCCGGCUCGCAGGUUGUAAAAUCAAAGCGCUGCGGGCCAAGACCAACACUUACAUCAAGACCCCGGUUCGCGGGGAGGAGCCUGUCUUUGUUGUGACGGGCAGGAAGGAGGAUGUGGCCAUGGCUCGCAGGGAGAUCAUCUCCGCCGCCGAGCACUUCUCCAUGAUCCGCGCCUCCCGGAAUAAGAACACGGCGCUCAACGGCGCGGUGCCCGGGCCGCCCAACCUGCCGGGGCAGACCACCAUCCAAGUGCGGGUGCCCUACCGCGUGGUGGGGCUCGUGGUGGGGCCCAAGGGCGCCACGAUCAAGCGCAUCCAGCAGCAGACGCACACGUACAUCGUGACGCCCAGCCGGGACAAGGAGCCCGUGUUCGAGGUGACCGGCAUGCCGGAGAACGUGGACCGGGCUCGCGAGGAGAUCGAGGCGCACAUCGCCUUGCGUACCGGCGGCAUCAUUGAGCUCACAGACGAGAACGACUUCCACGCCAACGGCACCGAUGUGGGCUUCGAUCUGCAGCACGGGUCCGGCGGGUCCGGCCCGGGCAGCCUCUGGAGCAAGCCCACCCCCAGCAUCACGCCCACCCCGGGCCGCAAGCCCUUCUCCAGCUACCGCAACGACAGCUCCAGCUCGCUGGGCAGCGCCUCCACAGACUCCUACUUCGGUGGCGGGACGAGCGGCAGCGCAGCCGCCACCCCGCGUCUGGCGGACUACAGCCCCCCCAGCCCCGCGCUCAGCUUCGCGCACAACGGGAACAACAACAACAACGGCAACGGGUACGCCUACGCCUCCGGGGAGGCCUCCGUGCCGUCCCCCGACGGCUGCCCUGAGCUGCAGCCCACUUUCGACCCGGCUCCGGCGCCCCCACCUGGGGCGCCACUUCUCUGGGCCCAGUUCGAGCGCUCUCCGGGAGGCGGACCUGCAGCCCCCGCGUCCUCCUCCUGCUCCUCCUCGGCAUCUUCGUCCGCUUCGUCGUCCUCCGUCGUCUUUCCCGGGGCUGGCGCCGGCGCGCCCUCCAACGCCAACCUGGGGCUGCUGGUGCACCGCAGGCUGCACCCAGGCACCAGCUGCCCGCGCCUGUCGCCGCCCUUGCACAUGGCCGCGGGGGCUGGCGAGCACCACCUGGCUCGCCGUGUGCGCAGCGACCCAGGCGGAGGCGGCCUGGCCUAUGCCGCUUAUGCCAACGGGCUGGGGGCGCAGCUGCCCGGCCUGCAGCCGUCGGACACGUCGGGCUCCUCCUCGUCGUCCAGCUCCUCCUCCAGCUCUUCAUCCUCCUCCUCCGGGCUGCGGCGGAAGGGCAGCCGCGACUGCUCCGUGUGCUUCGAAAGCGAGGUGAUCGCCGCGCUGGUGCCCUGCGGCCACAACCUCUUCUGCAUGGAGUGCGCCAACCGGAUCUGCGAGAAGAGCGAGCCCGAGUGCCCAGUUUGCCACGCCGCGGUCACUCAGGCCAUCCGCAUCUUUUCCUGAAGGCAGCGCGCGUGCGCGCACCGUGGGGGAGGGGACCCCC